This is a messenger RNA of Scaptodrosophila lebanonensis, 660 nucleotides long. RefSeq lists its product as uncharacterized. Gene Ontology annotation, biological process: regulation of microtubule polymerization or depolymerization. The transcript has a single exon. The record is from RefSeq and is a predicted model, not a curated record. Bases 6 to 494 code for a protein of 162 amino acids. Lineage: Eukaryota; Metazoa; Arthropoda; Insecta; Diptera; Drosophilidae.
UAAAAAUGUACUACAAUGACAGAUUUUAUUAUUGGAACUCCGCUAGCAGGGAAACACCAACAGCACCGCCAAAUGAAUCGUUUUAUGUGCAUUUCAGUGACGCGAAUCAAAGGCCGCCAAAGAAAUUUGCCUCCCCAUACCAGCCUAACUUUACACCGCAAUCAAUGAAUCAAAAACACGAAGCAGUCCAGAGGCGUCGAAAGAUGCUUAAUCAGUUAAAGCGAGAUGAGCUAUCUAACAGAAUGGAGAGAGUAGAUGAAUCAGUGCGCAAUUACCAUGCAAAAAGAACACACGAGUGGUUGAAUGCGCGUCAUCAAGUUAUUAGGGAUAUGCAUGAGCAUACCCAGAAACGCGAUUCCGUGCUUAGAAAUCGAUUACAGAAAUUGCAGGCCCACAAUAUCCAAGUUGAUAUGCGAGCGGAGAUGUUAAGAUACGGAAAAUUUCUUAAUAGUAUUGCAUGGGCGCAUCAAAAUCAGUUACAAAAUACUGGCUAGAGAUGUGAGCUGUCUUAUCAAUAGAUCAACAGUUAUCAGUUAGAAGCUUGCAGCCAAUUGGGAAAUUUGUAAUAGCUGAGGAUGUGAAAAAUUGUAAUUUCGCUACGAUGUGGAGAAUUUUAAUGCUAGAAAAACAUCAAUCAGUAAUAAAAAUAUAUUUUAACAA